Lucilia sericata (common green bottle fly) is the source of this 1632-nucleotide messenger RNA. Its product is annotated as salivary glue protein Sgs-3-like. NCBI's taxonomy places the organism in Eukaryota, Metazoa, Arthropoda, Insecta, Diptera, Calliphoridae. The record is from RefSeq and is a predicted model, not a curated record. Bases 149 to 1429 code for a protein of 426 amino acids. Gene Ontology annotation, molecular function: chitin binding. The transcript has 2 exons. Gene Ontology annotation, cellular component: extracellular region.
AUAAAGUGUUUAUUUAAUAGACGUUAUCAAUAAAUAUCGGAAAAAUAGUUUCAUAUAUAAAUAAGCCCAAUGAGAUGCUGCAAAUUAUAGUUACACAUCUCUUUUUGAAAUUCGAACACAACAACAGAAAAAGUAUAGUUCAAAAACAAUGAAAAUUUACUUUUUAAUUUUAUUUGUGUCCUUGCUGGGUGCACAAAUUGAUGCUCUACCCAAACGAAGUAAUAUAAUAGUAGCCGAUUGCAGUGAAUAUGCUGAUGGUGAAACAUUGCCGGACAGCAGUAGUUGUUCUCGAUAUUUUUUGUGUGUUAACGGUAAAGCUUUAAAGAGAACCUGUGCUCGUGGUUUGAACUAUGACACCAAGACGGGUCUAUGCAAUAGAGCAUUUCUAGUUGAUUGCAGUCUUAAUCGUUUGGGUGCUAACUGGGUAGAUAAUGUUAAGCCAGAUUUUGAGUUGGACAAUACCAGCGACAGUAAUGAUGAAGAGGAACCAAUGACUGCCUUGCCUGCUGAAAAUGUUGCAGCAGUAACAAGUGCACCACCAUGUGAUGGGACUACAACAACAUGUACUACAACACCGUGUACCACCACAACUUGUACUACAACAACAUGUUCAACUACAACUUGUUCCACAACGAAAACAACAACCUGUUCAACAACUAAAACUACAACAUGUACUACAACAACCUGUUCUACAACAAAAACUACAACAUGUACUACAACAACCUGUUCUACAACGAAAACCACAACUUGUACUACAACAACCUGUUCUACAACGAAAACUACUACAUGCACAACAACAACCUGCUCAACAACUAAAACUACAACUUGUACUACAACAACCUGCUCAACAACUAAAACUACAACAUGUACCACAACUAAGACAACAACCUGCUCCACUACUAAAACUACAACCUGUUCUACAACUAAAACUACAACCUGCUCCACAACUAAAACUACAACCUGUUCAACAACUAAAACUACAACCUGCUCCACAACAAAAACUACAACCUGUUCAACAACUAAAACUACAACCUGUUCUACAACCUGUUCCACAACAAAAACAACAACUUGCUCGACAACAAAAGCUCCCUGCACAACGCCAACAACAAAAUGUUCCACAACUCCCCCGUGUACCACUACUCCACCUUGUACUACAACUCCAUCCUGUACCACAACUGUCUGUCCGGUAGGAAAUUCAGAUCGUAAUAAUCAGAAAAUUUUACAAUAUUAUACGAACAGCAAAAGUUGUGCCUCAUUACCCGAUGGAACAGUACUCUUAGAUCACAAUCAUUGCCGCCGUUACUAUGUUUGCACUAAUAAACGUGCCAAACGUCAAAGAUGUCGUCGCACUGGCACCUGGUUCGAUCAGGAUACGCUCACUUGUCGCCCACGAAGUGAAGUGACUAAUUGUGUCGCAGGACGUAGUUAAGUAAACAAAUGAUUCUUUUGCCCGGUAUUUUAUUCUGAUAAAUUUUUAUCGUUAUAAUAAACGUCGUUGUCAAAAAUGGCAUUUCGUCGAUGUUUUUGAUAAAUAUUUGUCAGGUCUUGAUACCGGGUCCAACGUUCUUGUCUCAUAAUUAUGUAUUAAAUAAAAUAAUGAAUUAAAUGAAUAUAAUGAAGUUUUAAAGAAAA